CAACUAGGUGCGUACUUUGUUGUAAAUUCGCAUCCCUUACAUAUGGUUUCGAAAAUAUGAUACUUUUAGAAUUAUGCGACGUUAAGAGAGUUCACAACCUAAGGGAGGCACGAAAAUAACUCUAAGAAUGUUAAAAUGUUGCGGAUUAAAUUUCAUAUAGGAUAUUCUUGUCGUUAUCACAUAGGCACACACUGAUUCAUGCAUUUUGCUGUGUUUUUACAUUUGUAACAAUAGUAACACUGUUCCUUUCGUUGACUUUUAUUAUGAGGUCUGCCGCGGUUCACUCUAUAUCUGCGUGUUGAGGCGUUCUUUCGUUUUCGUGCGAUUUUUUAUCGAUUACCGAUGUAUUACCUUGUGAAAUUUGUGGAAGAUGGUGUGUAUUAUAUAUGUAACAAACGGCAAGUGAGGAAUACUAAAAAAAAGGGACUUUUAUCAGUGCGAUGGGCCGAUGGAUGGUUCUACGACGCCAAAAUUAAGCUAGAAAAUGAAACGGAGGAAGUAUUGCUUCAAUUAUGUAAAGAUUUGAAUUUAAACGUGUCUCCAGUGCCAAAGCAAUUAACACUGGAUAGACACUUGUGUGUAAAUUUACAAAAAUUGACAGAUACUGAUUUUGAAUUCGAAAGGAUACCACCUCCCCACAUCGGGAACAAGUACGAUACCGAUGAUGACCUUGAAAUCUUAUCACCACCCCCCGAAGACCAUGCUACCGAAGAUGAAUUCGAAAGGAUACCACCUCCCCACAUCGGGAACAAGUACGAUACCGAUGAUGACCUUGAAAUCUUAUCACCACCCCCCGAAGACCAUGCUACCGAAGAUGAAUUUGAAAUAUCAUCUCCUCGCAUCGGCAACAGCUACCGUACCGAACAUGACCUUGAAAUCGUAUCACCACCCUCCAAAGACACUGCUACCGAAGAUGAAUUUGAAAUGAUAUCAUCUCCUCGCAUCGACAACAGCUACCGUACCGAACAUGACCUUGAAAUCGUAUCACCACCCUCCAAAGACACUGCUACCGAAGAUGAAUUUGAAAUGAUAUCAUCUCCUCGCAUCGGCAACAGCUACCGUACCGAACAUGACCUUGAAAUCGUAUCACCACCCUCCAAAGACACUGCUACCGAAGAUGAAUUUGAAAUGAUAUCAUCUCCUCGCAUCGACAACAGCUACCGUACCGAACAUGACCUUGAAAUCUUAUCACCACCCCCCGAAGACCAUGCUACCGAAGAUGAAUUUGAAAUAUCAUCUCCUCGCAUCGGCAACAGCUACCGUACCGAACAUGACCUUGAAAUCGUAUCACCACCCUCCAAAGACACUGCUACCGAAGAUGAAUUUGAAAUGAUAUCAUCUCCUCGCAUCGGCAACAGCUACCGUACCGAACAUGCUUUCAAGAAGUCUGAUUCGUUUAUUGGAAAUCCUUCUACAAUACGUAGUGUGAUUGCUACUGGCUCUGUAGUUAAUUUCCAUCGUCGCAGAGUUAUACUUCCUCAACCCCCACAAAGUUUGUAUGAGACACCACCACCACUUUAUGAUGUAGGAAUUGCUGGAAGUCGAAGUAGUAGAAAAUACUUUUGUGUAUAUUGCAAGAAAAUAUCUUCAAAUCUACCUCAACAUUUCAAAUCGUGUCACAGCGACGAAGUAGCUGUUCAACAAUUUUUGGCUCUCCCUCCAGGGAGUAAACACAGAAAAAAAAUAAUUGAGACUAUUCGACGCCAGGGAGACUAUGAACAUAAUAAGUCCCAGGAAAAUAACAGUGGAAGAUACUUAGUAGCAAGACGUAAUGCCACUAGUAGCAUAUCUAGUAAACUUGUUACAACAUGCCCAGAGUGCAAAGGCCAAUUCUUAAAAAAAAAUUUACGUCGUCAUUAUAAAAGGUGCGCAGAAACUAUAAAACCAGGUGAUCGAUCUACUAUGACCAAAAGUAGAGCAUUGGAUCGACAAAUCCAUUCUGCAGCGUGCCAUAAUCUAACCACUCGAAUAUUUCCUGUUCUAAGAGAUGAUGAUUGUGUUAAAGUUAUCCAAUUUGAUUCUUUAGCUAUAACUAUUGCCAAUCGUUUAUGCCGUUUAUAUCCUGACCCACAUUUUGAUGACAUGAUCAGAGCAAAACUACGAUUAAUGGGGAGAUUACUUCUCCAAGCAAAGGCGCUAGAUUCAACUGUAAAGGAUUUCUCCUCGCUUAUUACACCAAUCCGUUAUGAGUUGGUGAUUGUAACCAUAAAUAAAGUGAGUGGUUUAAAUGAAUCUGGUACUGUUUACCGUGCUCCUUCAACUGCUACGAUGGCAAAUACAUUGUUUAAGGUUGCAACAGAUAUAUGGCGCGUAGAAUGCAUUAAAUCAAAAAAUACUGCAGCGAAAAUUGAUGCAGAAGAUUUCCUACUAUUAAUGAAGAUGGACAAUGCUUCUGUUAUUAAUAAAAUUGCAAUUGAAAAUCGCGUACAAGACCAAAGGCACAAAGUAGUAAAAUUACCAGAUAAAUCAGAUGUUAAAAUGUUGGUUGCUCACGUAAGACGAAUUCGUAGGGAGAUGUAUUCACUCUUGAAAAAUUACAAAGGAAAUUCUUUUCCUUACGAGACAUGGCAUUCUUUAGCUAGUUCUACUUUGAUUUCUUUGUUGGUAUUUAACCGUCGUAGACCUGGUGAGUUAGAAAGACUUACACUGUCUGAUUAUCACAGUAGAAGUAAAAUUGAUAAUACUUCAAAUUUGUCAUUACUUGAUCAGCAAGAUCGUCAAGCAGCAGAAACAUAUUCUCGGUUUGAGAUUCGGGGAAAGUUAAAUCGUUCUGUACCAGUAUUAGUGCAUUGGGAGCUGGAAUUAUGUUUAAAUUUGAUCCUAAAGUACCGAAGUGAUGCUGGUAUUCAUGUUGACAACCCCUAUCUAUUUGGGCUUCCACAAGUAGAUCAUAGACAUCGAUAUUUGAGGGCGUAUGUUAUAAUGAGAAUCUAUGCAUCCCAAUCUGGUGCCAAACAACCCCACCUCCUCCGUGCCACAGUGUUGAGGAAACAAAUUGCGACUGAAUGCGCAGUUAUGGAUUUAAGUGAAAAUACUAUAAAAGACGUGGCAAUGUUUAUGGGGCACGCGGAAGAUAUCCACAACAAAAUUUACCGACUACCGGUACAAACGAGGGAUAUUGUGCGCAUGUCGCGCGUUUUAGAAGCCGUUCAAGGCGAUACAGGCACUGAUUCAGAAGAUGAAAAUGAUUCUGUCGGAGUAAACGAAUGCGAUGAUUUGGACCAUAUUUUUAUGAAUGAUGUUCCAGCAUCAAAAGGUGAAGAGAUGAAUGUAAAGAAAGUAGUAAAGACAGUGAAGGCCAAUAAUAGGAAAGAAAACAAAGAUCAUGAUGAAAUGUUGAAUAAUGAAUUGAUGAAUGAUGAAUAUACGCCUCCUCACAAUAAAUCAACGCAUCAAAAGCAUAUGGCUGGUUUACGUAGAUAUUCUGGUCCUAAGCGUGUUUGGACAGAAGCUGAAAUUCAGGAAGUACACGAAUUGUUUCAAGAUUGCAUUAAUGAAAACAAAUUACCUUCACCAACACGAAUAAUGUGUGCAGUACAAAGUAAUACAUUAUUGAAACAAAGAUCCCCACAGGCAAUCAGAUUGUGGAUCCAAAAUAAAAUUUCAAACAAAAAAAAGGCUAUGGUAAAUGAAGUGUUGGAACACAAAGUUACUCCUCAUCAUUCGAAGACAAGAUGGACUACAGAAUUAAAAGCAGCAUUGUUAAACUCUUUCAAGAGCCACAUUGAAUGCCAAAAGUUGCCAUCGUAUCCUGAAAUACGGAUAGCCAUGACAAAAUAUCCAGUGCUGAAGGAAAAACAAUUGGCAGCAAUUAAAACAGCCGUACAAAAUGAAAUUAACCGUCGAAAGAGAAUGAAUUUAUUUAAUGAUCGAGUACAACAUGCACAACGGAAGUUGUAAUUAUUUAUUGAUAAAGAUGACGGGCCUGGGAAACAUUUUAUUUUUUUUGCACUACAUUUACAUUAUAUUUUUUUAAGGUAUAUUUUGUUUUUAUGUAUAAUAUGUAAGUUAUAAAUGUGGAAGUCCAGAUUAAGUACAUUAUUUCCACUGUCCAUUUGUAAUUAUGUGUAUUCAUGAUGUGGACCGGUUAUUUCUGAAAAUAUACAUACAAAUUUAAAUUAUGUCGAUUAUGCAUUUAACCCUUUAACAUUCAUGCUGAGUAAAACACAGCACAUCUACACA
Messenger RNA from Photinus pyralis (common eastern firefly), 4182 nucleotides. RefSeq lists its product as uncharacterized. NCBI's taxonomy places the organism in Eukaryota, Metazoa, Arthropoda, Insecta, Coleoptera, Lampyridae. The record is from RefSeq and is a predicted model, not a curated record. The coding region runs from base 343 to 3900 and encodes 1185 amino acids. The transcript has 23 exons.